Rotaria sp. Silwood1 is the source of this 504-nucleotide messenger RNA. The record is from the annotation of a GenBank genome assembly. Lineage: Eukaryota; Metazoa; Rotifera; Eurotatoria; Philodinida; Philodinidae.
AUGCCACGAAAUUCAAGCGUUUCUGAAUCUGAAGCAAAAUCUGUAACAUCACGAUCAUCGGAUUUAUCAUUAUUAAAUGACGAAGAAUGUAAACGUAUUGUUGCAGUUCUUGAACGUGAUUUUCAACUUCGACAAAAAGAAUAUAAACGAUUAGAAGAAUUAAAAAAAGUAAUUCGACAAGAAAAUGAACGUGUAGAAUAUUUAGCUGCUUCAAAAGAAUUUAAUCUUGAACGUUGUAUAAGAUGUUUUAAACCAUUUCGAUUUCUAUUUAAUCCAAGAAAAACUUGUUCGGAAUGCAAAUUAUUUGUUUGUUCAGACUGUUCAACAUAUACAUCAGAAACAAAAACAUGGGCAUGUAAAUCAUGUUUAAAAUUAAAAGAACUUGAAGUUUUAACUUCAAAUUGGUUUUAUCAUCAAAUAAGCAAGAAACAUAAACGAUGUGGUAGUUCAAAAAUAAUUCGUGAACUUCAUAAACGUGAAAAAGAACUCGGUAAGUUUAAUUAA